Messenger RNA from Paecilomyces variotii, 1891 nucleotides. RefSeq names its product NAD dependent epimerase/dehydratase family protein. The transcript is spliced from 3 exons. The record is from RefSeq and is a predicted model, not a curated record. Bases 441 to 1661 code for a protein of 406 amino acids. NCBI's taxonomy places the organism in Eukaryota, Fungi, Ascomycota, Eurotiomycetes, Eurotiales, Thermoascaceae.
AAGAACUUUCAAAUUCUCUGCAAGACAAAAUCAAACACAAAUAUUAUAUCAACAUAUAGUCAAUUACCACAUUAUCAAUCGAGACAAAAGAGAACAGGAUACAUUACAUCCAAGUCACAGAAUAGUAAUAACUACGUCAUUGUGCUCGCCACAGGGAAUGAUGAUUUCAUCGUUUCUACUCGAUACGGGCAGAUGCAAAUGCUUGUAGGGCUGGAAGUAGGGGAUAUGAGGUGAGGUGUAUGGUAGGUAUAUAUUGAGCGGUGGGAAUUCCUAGCUGAGUUUUUGAAUCCUUGAGUUGGAAAGUACUGAUAUUCCGUUUUGGUGUACGAUACCAUCUGGACUCUUGAUUCUCUGGACGAUUUUUUGAACGGAAAGAAAGAGGAGAUAUAUAUCUACGAGGAACUACUCACUAGAUACGAGAGAUAAUUUGCACCGACAAGAUGCCUACUGCAAUCGUAACGGGCGCGACUGGAAUAAACGGCCGCGAAAUCGUCCGCGCCCUCGCAUCCAACCCCUCACAAUGGACCACCGUCCACGCCAUAUCCCGAAAUCAAAAAGAAUCCUACCCAUCCACCAUCAAGCACAACUCCAUCGACCUCCUAGCACCCGCUUCCGAAAUCGCCUCUCAGCUCUCCAGCGCCGGCGUCGAAGGCGAAUACCUUUUCUUCACAGCCUACUUGCAACGCGACGACGAGAAGGAAAUGGACCGUGUGAACGGGGACAUGUUGCAGAAUUUCCUGGAAGCGUUGAGGAUUUCGGGCGCUGAGAAGAGGUUGAAAAGAGUGGUGUUGACGACGGGGGCGAAGCAUUAUGGGGUGCAUUUGGGACCGGUGAAAGUGCCGAUGGAAGAGGAGGAUCCGUGGGUGGAAGAGGGGGAGGGGAGGCCGGUGAAUUUUUAUUAUAGACAGCAGAAGAUAUUGAAGGAUGUUGCGGGGGGGAGGGGGUGGGAUUGGGUGGUUACGUAUCCUAAUGAUGUUAUUGGGGUUGCGAAGGGAAACUUCAUGAACCUCACCACCGCAAUCGGUCUCUACGCCGCCGUGACCAAAGAACUCAACCAACCCUUCCUCUUCCCCGGCAACCCAGACUUCUACACCCGUUUCGACUGCUUCACCUACUCCCGCCUCCACGGCCAAUUCAACCUCUGGGCCGCUCUCGAACCGCGCGCCUCCAACCAGAACUUCAACGUCGUCAACGGCGACGUCCAAUCAUGGCAAACCCUCUGGCCGCGUCUCGCCCAUCGCUACGGCCUCUCCAUUCCCCCAGACCAAUUCUCCCACCCCCUCCCACAGGGCUACGAAGAGAAAACCGUCCCCCUCUCCUCCAACCCACCAUUGAACAUCCAGGCCCCUGAAAUGGGUAUUCAGGGCCACGUCCCGAACGGCGAGCUCCGCAUGCGAAUCGAUCUCCUCUCCUGGUCUCAGAAACCAGAGGUGAAAGAGGCGUGGAACAGGCUCGCUGAGAAGAAUAAGUUGCAGAAGGACGCGUUCGAGAAAGCCACUUGGUUCUUUACGAAUUUUGUCCUAGGGAGGAAUUAUGAUGUGGUGAUUAGUAUGAAUAAGGCGAGGAAGUUGGGUUGGGUUGGGUCGGUGGAUACGUGGGAUGCGUUGAGUGAGGCGUUGGAUGAGUUGGAGGAGGAGGGGAUUUUGCCGAAGAGGAAGUAGGAUGUUAAUUAUUUACCUAUGUACCUAACUUAGGUGGGUAAAUUUGUUCUGGAUGAUGAUGAAAUGAAUAGGUGAGAUAUGCAUACCAUACCUACAUACAUUGGAUGUAUAUGCGAAUCCUCAGGGGGGGCCAGGGGGAGGGAGAUAAUGAUGAUAAAUUUAGGUAGUUAAAAUAGUUCUUAAUUACCUAGGUAUAUAUUAUUAUAAUACCAAUUCUUCUCGGAACAAGC